Molecule: messenger RNA, 1104 nt
Organism: Parascedosporium putredinis
Lineage: Eukaryota; Fungi; Ascomycota; Sordariomycetes; Microascales; Microascaceae
Source: the annotation of a GenBank genome assembly
AUGGAUCCCUCGGACAUAUGGAGGGAAUUCGAAUCAGCUCGGAGUUCUGCCGAAUACCAUCUCGAUGAGUAUCUGCGCUACUUGGCCCAGUCUUGCCCCGCGAUAGACGGAGAGACAUGUCGAGCGCUACCAAAGUACAGCCUCGAUGCCGCACGCAUCAGCGUCCAUCACCUCAGACUGGCCUUUGAAGAGGAUAUCGGUUUGGUGGAUGAUGAAAGUCGAAACGUCUUGAAGAAGUCACGGUUCAACUUCCUCAACCUAGUGAACCCCGGCGUCGUUGGCUCGCCACACCUCCACCAAAUCGUCGGCGGCAACAGCUUUAACCCCACCAUGGACCCCUCCGACGACCCCGCCGAGCAGUCGACCUGUACGACGUGCACUUUUGCCGACGACUUUUCCAACUACUGGACAGCCGUCAUGUUCUUCCGCGCGCGCAACGGCACGUACAAGCGCGUGCGGCAGCAGGGCGUCGUCUUUCACGAGGACGCGCGCGAGGGCGGCAUCACGGUGUACUAUAUCCCGCCGGACGCGAAUCUCGGGCGAGUAACGGGGUUUCAAAGGGCUUCCGCAUGCGCACCGGUGACCCGGCGGCGCGCACGGCAGAGGAUGCGGCGAAAUUUCAGCAUAUUGACUAUACUUGCCUCUGGGACCCAUGUGUCGUGGCCUCUGGAAGGGGACAUUGACACUGGCGGGGUGUGUCCGGAAACGCAUCCCGUCGUAAUCCCGCGGGUUGUGCUCGAGAUCCAGUGGGACACGCGAGAGUUUAAUGAUUUAGACGGUUGGCCCGAGGAUGGAAGUCAGCCGUUUACGUGGAGCUUUGGCGACGAUGUCGGGUAUGGGAGUCACGGGGACUACAUAUUCGGGUGGAAGGGCGAUGCUCUGCAAAGAGCUAUGGAUGACGUGGAGUGCGGUAACCUAGUGUGUGGGUUGCCGCAACAGGGGAUUCUUGAAGCGAAUAAGUGUAUGCAGGAUCGUAUGGUGACGGAGGAUAUUGAUGAUUGGUUGGACACCUUACCAGGUCUGACGAGCGAGGAUAGCCACCACGAGCAUGGCGACGCGCCGUCUCGGUGUGCCAAGAGUCGGAACCGAAGGCGCGAUUAUUGA